UUUAUAAAGUCAGACACUAUGCACUGGCGUUCAUUUUUACCGUACUCAAAGUGGAAGCUUAGAAGCUGCUCUAACUGCUCUGACUUCUUCAUAAGCUGCACCUUCCAUAUUAUGGAACUGAGCAAUGAUGGCCAAACAGCUCAUACACUUUUGCAACUUGCAACUUCAGAAGAGGAGAGUUUAAAAGAAGGAAUCAACUUUCUACGUAACAAGGAUAGUGGGAAAAACUUUAUCAUAUAUAAAAAUGGAGAAGAACUACGAGCCUGCAAGAACUUGUGUAAGCACCAGGGAGGGACAUUUAUUAAAGAUAUUGAGGACCUCGGGAACAGGACGGUGCGCUGUACAAAACAUAAUUGGAAGCUGGAUGUAAGUUCAAUGAAAUAUGUGAAUCCACCAGACAGUUUCUGCCAAGAGGAGCUGGUAAUUGAAAGAGAUGAAGAAAAUGGCUUUUCACUUGUUGAAUUAAGUCCUCCAAAUCCUUGGGACACUGAUCCUCGUAUGGUUGUAUGCUUGGAAAAAGGAGAGGUCCAGGUCACAUAUCUUACUCAUGCAUGCAUGGAUCUGAAGCUUGGAAACAAGCGCAUGGUGUUUGAUCCUUGGUUAAUUGGACCUGCUUUUGCUCGGGGAUGGUGGUUACUUCACGAGCCUCCAUGUGAUUGGCUAGAAAGACUGUGCCAAGCAGACUUGAUUUAUAUAAGUCACAUGCACUCUGAUCAUCUUAGUUAUCCUACACUCAGGAAGCUCUCUGAAAAACGACCAGAUAUUCCUAUAUAUGUUGGCAAGACUGAACGCCCUGUCUUCUGGUACCUGAACAAAAGUGGAGUUAAACUUACCAAUAUCAAUGUUGUCCCUUUUGGAACCUGGCAAGAGGUAGAUGAAAACCUAAGGUUCAUGAUUCUUAUGGAUGGUGUUCACCCUGAAAUGGACACAUGUAUUAUUGUGGAAUACAAAGGUAAUAAAAUCCUAAAUACAGUAGAUUGUACUCGACCCAAUGGUGGCAAGUUACCCACAAAUGUUGCUCUUAUGAUGAGUGACUUUGCUGGGGGAGCAUCUGGAUUUCCAAUGACAUUCAGUGGUGGGAAAUUUACAGAGGAAUGGAAAUCACAGUUUAUCAAAACUGAAAGAAAGAAGCUUCUUAACUAUAAAGCACAGCUUGUUAAAGACUUGAACCCUCGAAUCUAUUGUCCUUUUGCCGGAUAUUUUGUUGAAGCGCAUCCAUCAGAUAAGUACUUAAAGGAGACUAAUUUGAAAAAUGAUCCAAACGAACUGAAUAAGCUAAUAGGAAAUUCAAGUGAUGUUCUUACAUGGACUCCCAAACCUGGAGCAACACUGGACCUUGGAAGUUUAUUAAAUGACCCCACAGAUCAAAAUGGAAUUAUUGAUCCACCCCCCGGAACCAAAAUAUUCAAAGAAUCCUGGGACUUUGAUAUAUACCUUAGUGUCUUUUCUUCUUCGUUUGAUGAUGAGAUUUUUCGUUAUCCCUCUUGGAUUAAAGAAUAUUUCACAUGGGCUGGCUUUAAGGGCUAUAACCUUGUGCUGAGGAUGAUUGAAACAGAUGAACACUUCGUCCCUUUGCCUAAAGGAUACAAUUAUUUGGUGGAUUUUAUGGACCUGUCAUUCCCUACUGAGAGACCAGAACGUGAACACUCAUAUGAAGAAAUAAGCAGCAGAGCUACUGUAAUGAGGCACGUGGUGAAACAUGGGCUUCUGUGGGAUGAUCUUUACAUUGGAUUCCAAACGCGCAUUCAGCGCAAUCCAGAUAUCUACCACCACCAAUUUUGGAACCACUUUCAAAUUAAGCUGCCCCUAACUCCUCCUGACUGGGAAGUAUUCUUGGAUCAAGAGAAGGCAAAUGAUGCCACGCUGCAAAACUGCAAUAUCAUGUAAAUCUGAAUAUUUAUGGAUGAACCCUCUGCCAAGUAAGCAACACUUCGACUGGCUACAUUUGGAAUGAAACAUCGGAUGUAAAGAGUUUUAUUUUAAAAUACCUGAACCUCAAUACCUCAACUUGUUAAAACAAA
Molecule: messenger RNA, 2021 nt
Organism: Xenopus tropicalis (tropical clawed frog)
Lineage: Eukaryota; Metazoa; Chordata; Amphibia; Anura; Pipidae
Gene: cmah
Product: cytidine monophospho-N-acetylneuraminic acid hydroxylase
Exons: 15
Coding region: 19-1887 (622 amino acids)
Biological process (GO): N-acetylneuraminate metabolic process
Cellular component (GO): cytoplasm
Molecular function (GO): 2 iron, 2 sulfur cluster binding; CMP-N-acetylneuraminate monooxygenase activity
Source: RefSeq, a predicted model, not a curated record